Malaya genurostris is the source of this 1916-nucleotide messenger RNA. Its product is annotated as zinc finger protein 660-like. The transcript is spliced from 3 exons. The coding region runs from base 100 to 1872 and encodes 590 amino acids. Lineage: Eukaryota; Metazoa; Arthropoda; Insecta; Diptera; Culicidae. Gene Ontology annotation, biological process: regulation of transcription by RNA polymerase II. Gene Ontology annotation, molecular function: DNA-binding transcription factor activity, RNA polymerase II-specific; RNA polymerase II transcription regulatory region sequence-specific DNA binding; zinc ion binding. Gene Ontology annotation, cellular component: nucleus. The record is from RefSeq and is a predicted model, not a curated record.
UAAUAAACUAUAAGCGUAAUUUUUUCAGUAUUCAUGUUGAAAUAUUAAAAAAGAAACGGACAAAUCAACGAGUAACAUUUUCAUAAACGUUCAAUAAAAAUGGAAUCGGAAUUGGCUCUGCUUUGCCGAAUUUGCCUUCGGAAUACAUCGAAUGUAGGAACAGAAAAUAUUUAUGAUUCUCCCGGUUCGAAUCAGUUGAGCUUAUUAAAAAUGCUUAGAUUGAUUUGUGCUGAAGUGUUCUCUUCCGAAGACAAUCUGCUGGCACCGAGCAGUUUUCCUCGAAUUGUUUGCAUGACUUGUAAAAAUGAAGUGGUGAAAGCCUACGAACUGUACGAGAAAUGUGUCGAAUCUGAUCGUAACUUACGGAAGACUUGCAUAGUAAAGUUGGAAAAAGGCAAUUCGGAUUAUGCGGACAUUCAGGAAUCGGCGGAUAGUUUUGAUGUUCCUGUGGCAAUAUAUUUCAAAAGUGAGAGCGAUUUGACCGAAAAUGAGGCAGUUUCUAACACUGCACGCAACAGUGAAGAUGCUACAUCCGAAGAACCGCUAACCGGUGAUUUUUUUUCCAUGUCAGAGCAGAACAAACAAACCCGCGAAACUGCAAAAAAAUAUUUUCCAGAAGAUCAGGGAAUUCACAGCAGUGAUGAACAAAAAACGGCAGUUCUUAAUAAAAGAAUAACUGAUCAUUUGAAUCAAAAUAAUGAAGAAUUACCGGUUUCUAAAAACCAAUGCUUAUUUUGCCUGAAAGAGUUUUGUAAUAAUAAAUCUCUAAAAAGACAUGUGAGAAAAUUUCAUUCGGAGAAACUUUCCCAAGUAAGCUCCGAUGAUAAUCAGACAGCUCACGUAAAUCCUUCAUCAGCUGUGAUAAAUCGAAGAGAGGAUGCAACAUUAUUGGAAAACAUAUCUAUGUCUGAUCAGAAUAAUCAAAUUUCAGACUCUCAAACGCAUUGUGUUCUUUGUUUGAAGCGAUUCUGUAAUGGAUCGUCAUUGCAAAGACACUUGAAGAAACAGCAUCCCGGAAAACGUCAUCUUUGGGCAAAAACCGACGGUAUACCAGCAGCUUUAGAUCGUUCAUUCGCUUGCCCGCUCUGUGAUAAAAAAUUCCAAAACUCUGCUCGGUUGCGAGAUCACACUCGCCGCCACUCGAAUCGGCAGCCGUUUCUCUGUACGUUUUGCGGCAAAGCAUUCAAGGACAACAGCAAUCUUAGGCAACAUUUAAUGCGUCAUUCGGGACAAAAAUCAUUUUCUUGUGAUCAAUGCCCGUCGAAGUUCUACACAAAGGCAGAAAAAGCAACUCAUAUGGUCACCCACACCAAAGAAAAGCGUUGGGCAUGCGAAACUUGCGGAACCAGAUUCACAAUGAAGAAUUCGCUUGUAAAGCAUGAACGAAUUCAUACUGGCAAUCGACCAUUUCCAUGUGAUGUUUGCGAUUUGAGAUUCGCUGCAGCCGAUCAUUUGAAACGUCACAUGCGGAUUCAUACAGGUGAGCGACCCUACAAAUGUCACUUCUGCGAACGUUCAUACUCUCAAAUCAACGAUCUUGUGAAGCACAGUCGCACCCAUCUGGGAAGUGACAAUCUUUACCAAUGCGACCGCUGUGAAUCAAGCUUCAGACUUCUGACCGACUUAAGGGACCACUAUAAAGUUCACUUUCAAGUUGUCGUUGGAAACAGGCCCGAAGGUGAAGGUGAUUCGAUUGAAGCAUAUACAAGUGCAGAAGGUGCUGCUGCUGAGAUCCGAUUCACCAGUCUUGAUAUGUUAAAAAGGAUAUAUGAGAAGACGCGACAACGGACAGAAACAAAUAAAAUCCAAGAUAGAAGAGAGACUGUAACGUCGAUUCCGGUGGAUAUUUCGGAAAUUCCUAUAGAAAAAUAAAAUUCUUUGUGGGUGAGCUUCGAAAGAAUGAUUUUAUUUCGAAA